Ilex paraguariensis (yerba mate) is the source of this 684-nucleotide messenger RNA. Lineage: Eukaryota; Viridiplantae; Streptophyta; Magnoliopsida; Aquifoliales; Aquifoliaceae. The record is from the annotation of a GenBank genome assembly.
AUGUUGUUAGACACAAUGAAGUCUUCUACCAUAUUUCAUGUACUUCUCUUGCUGGUGCUAUGUGCUUUCACUACAUGCGGCGCACAGUCUCCGGUUCACCAUUUGGAAUUUGUCCAGACAUGGCCCAACACUUUCUGCCAAUCUACUCCAUGUGUCGCACCAAUUCCUCAUAACUUCACAAUCCAUGGUUUAUGGCCAGCAGCGAUAGAUGGACACAGCCUGGAAAAUUGCAAAACCAAAUACAAGAAAAGCACAACACCUUACCAGGGCAUAAGAGGAGAUAUGGAUAAGUACUGGCCAGCUCUCAACGCUGGGAAAACUAAUGAGAACUUCUGGUGGCACGAAUGGACGAAACAUGGUUGCUGUCAAAAUGAGUUCCAACCCCAUGAUUACUAUAAGAAGGCUAUCAAGCUAAAGUAUGACAUCAGUCCACUCAAAAUCCUUGAAGAUGCAAAAAUUCUUCCGGGUUCGUCCAAGACUUACACAGUAAAUGCCAUUUCUCAAGCCUUUGAAAACGUGCUGGGGAUCGGCAAUAAAAUUUGGCUUACAUGCCACGAAAAAAAUGGCCAUUUUCUGCUUAUGGAGGUAUAUGUAUGCUUUGACCCUAAAGCAACUAGCCCUGUCUCAUGCACAUGGAAGGUUAAAAGGUGGACUUGUGGGACGGGAGAUAUCCUAUUCCCCUGA